Molecule: messenger RNA, 690 nt
Organism: Phaethon lepturus (White-tailed tropicbird)
Lineage: Eukaryota; Metazoa; Chordata; Aves; Phaethontiformes; Phaethontidae
Gene: KCNMB1
Product: potassium large conductance calcium-activated channel, subfamily M, beta member 1
Exons: 3
Coding region: 31-633 (200 amino acids)
Biological process (GO): potassium ion transport; detection of calcium ion
Cellular component (GO): membrane; voltage-gated potassium channel complex
Molecular function (GO): potassium channel regulator activity; calcium-activated potassium channel activity
Source: RefSeq, a predicted model, not a curated record
GAGAUAGUUCAGAUUUCACAACUCUCAGUCAUGUUGGGAAAAAAGUUGGUGACCGCACAGAAGCGAGGGGAGACAAGAGCCCUGUGCUUGGGGCUGGGAAUGGUCGCGUGCUCCAUGAUGAUGUACUUUUUUAUUGGGAUCACCAUUGUGCCGUUCUACACGAAAAGUGUUUGGACAACAGAAACUGUGUGCAAGGUUCUCAAAGCCAACAUUCAGGACAAAGCUCCCUGUCCAAACAGCGAAGGCUCAGAGGAUGAGGAUAUCUUUCCGUAUCCCUGUCUACAGGUGUGGGUUAAUCUGACAACCUCAGGACAAGAGGUUAUGCUGUAUCAGACUGAAGAUACACUGGAAAGAAAUCCUAAGUGCUCAUAUGUCCCAGGCAAGUCGGAGAAUUCUAAAGAAGUUAAAGCACGUAUAGAAACAAUUGCAAGCAAUUUCAAAAAAUACCAGACUUUCCCAUGCUACUAUGACCCAGGAGGAACGCAGACCAAUGUCAUUUUAAGCAGACUUUAUGACCCCAAAGGCCUCCUCUUUGCUUUCCUUUGGCCUACACUCAUGUUUACUGGUGGAUGUCUGAUUAUUGUUCUGGUAAAAAUUAGUCAGUAUGUUUCUGUUCUUUCUGCUUGGCAGUAGAAAAUAGAUAUCUAGCAUAGAUUGUUGCAAGAUAUUAAAAUGCCUUUGUUCUGCCUG